Molecule: messenger RNA, 5925 nt
Organism: Falco peregrinus (peregrine falcon)
Lineage: Eukaryota; Metazoa; Chordata; Aves; Falconiformes; Falconidae
Exons: 2
Coding region: 152-1573 (473 amino acids)
Source: RefSeq, a predicted model, not a curated record
UGCGGGGGCAGCGCUGCCGCUCUGCCUGCGCCCUGGUGCCCCGGGCGGCCGGUCCGCCUCCGCUGCGCCUCGGGCGCCGGCUCGGAAGGGGGUAGCCGCGGGGGGGGGGGGCGGCCGUGGGCUCGCCCGGGGCUAGCCCGGCGGGGUUAGGAUGUCCUGGCUAACGAGAGGAGGGAAGGAGGAGGCGGAAGGCUCCCUGAGCCCGGAGGAGGGGGGCCUGCUGGUUGAGGCCAUGCUGGAGCACGGGGGAGACCCGUGGGACUAUAAGGAGGUUGGGCAGGAGCCCACCCUGAAAGCGGCGGAGAGGCUGUGGCUGAAUUACGUGGCCGCCAGCCACCCCAAGGGGGAGAAGAAGUGCGCGGCCCUGCAGUGGCUGCUGUUCGACCUGGCCCGGGUGCUGCAGGCGGCGGUGGAGGAGAAGGAGCGCUGCAUCCAGGGCCUGCGGGGCGACCUGCGGGCGGCUCGCGGGGACGCCCUGGCGCUGAGCCGGCAGGCCGAGCAGCUGCGGCAGCUGAGGGAGGCGCUGGGGGCCGAGGCGGCCGAGAACGCCCGGCUGAGGAGGAAGGUGCAGUGCCUGGGCACGCUGCUGUCGCUGGGGAAGGGCGUGGAUCACGGGAAGGCGGUGGCGCUCAGCAAGGCGGACGGGGACCCCGAGGCGUUGGGUGGGGACGGCUGGAGCGCGGCGGCGCCGGCCGCGGGCGCCGCGGGUGCCGGGGAAGCGCAGCCGGCGGAGGCGGGGAGAGGGCGGGGAGCGGAGGAUGUGGCCGGGAAGGAGAAGGCGUGGAGGAAGCAGAAGGAGGGGUGGCCCGUGUGGGUGAACCGGCUGUGGGCCUCGGAGCACUGCGCGCCCUUCACGCGCGAGGCGGCCAGGCGGGCGGUGGCCGCCAUCGGGCUGCCGUGGCCCAAGGUGAGGGCCAUUACCCGGGCCCUGCCGGCCGCCGAGACGCUGGGCGGGGAGAUCUUGAGGCUGGUGAUCAGAAACCUGGGCGAGUACGAGCCCCUCAAAGACAACACGGCGGGGGAGCCCUGGAGAGAUGGCCAGGAGGCGUCAGCCCACGUGUGUGGGAAUGUCUUACUCCGAGUGUUGAAGCAAAGGAAGAAACCGGUGACCCCCGACUUUGACGUCUUUGGGGUGAACGUGGAGCAGGGGGACGUGGGGGUGCUGGCCUGCCGUGCUCCCGAGCCGCAGAAGGCGCUUUUCAUCAGCCUGGGGUCUACUUUAAUCGGCCGCCCCCUUAGUGAAUGCAUGGCUACCUUGGAGAACAUGGGGACCCUGAUGGGAGCCGAGGGAGGGGGGAAAGGGAUGGCAGAGAAGCACGGCAUGGAGGCGAAGGGGAGGAAAUACAUUCCCAGAGGGACAAUUUGGAGGUACUUGAUAAGCCAGGGGGUGAGUGAAGGAGAGCUGGAUAGUCAGCCCACAGGAGUUUUAAUUGCCAAAAUGAAGAAAAUUCUUCAGGAAAAGGGGAUGAAGCAAGAGGAGAUUUGGGAAAAACUGACUCGGAUGAAUUCUUCAGCUCCUCCCCCUAUCCCGAAGAAAAAGCUACACCCACCCUCAGGGGACCUUCAAGAUUAGCAGCCCCAACCCCUGUUGUCAGUGCGAUUAACCUCCACUAGUUAUCCUCCACCGCACUGACCUGGUGUGCAGGAGGAGAGGCUGCGUGGAGGUACGACAGCUGUUGAAGGGAGGUGGUGGGAAGUUUCUUAAUUGCUAUGGGAUCAAAGACUAUGUUAUUUGAUAAUCGGGGGUCCUCCACUUCUGGCUAAAUCCAUCUGGAUAUCGGGAGUGGGAGGCGAAAAAAGAAGGGGGAAAGAAGUAGAAGCCCAGUUGUGGGGAGAGGAGGAUAAACUGGAUAGGUAGAUAAUUCUGGUAAAAGGAAGAGGGGAAACAUUUUCAGAAAGAGUUUCCUGUUCAAGGUAGAUCUGCCCAGAGGAGAAUUGUGCUGGAGACUUCUUCCCCUCCUAGUACCUAUAUAUAUAUAUAUAUAUGGUAGUAAAGCACAGAAGGGUUGUGAGGAGGCUGAGGGGGUGCAAUGAAGGCUGAAUAGACCGGGAUUUAAAAUCCCUUUUUUCACAAUUACUGUGGAAGCCUGUGGAUGUGCAAUAUGUGGUCGGCGGAAACCCCUUGUAAGCUUGGGGGUUGGACCUGGCUGAUUUGUAAAGGUCCCUUCCAACCCAACCCAUUCUGUGAAUUGUAGAUCCACACUGGAUUAUGCCUUUGGCCCCUGGGAGUGGGCAGCACUUGAACAGUGGUGUGGUUUAACACCCGCUGGUAACAGAGUGCCGCGCAGCCGUUGGCUCCCUCCCUCCUCACCCAGGGAGGUGGAGAGGAGAAUCGGAAAAGAAUGUAAAACUCAAGGGUUGAGAUGAGAACAGUUUAACAAUUGAGAUAAAAUAGAACCAAAAGAACAAUAAUAAUAAUAACAGUUAUAAUGAAAAGGACGGAGACUGGGAAAGGAAUGAAAUUCAAAGGGAAGGGAGAAAAGAAAACCAGUAAUGCACAACUACUUACCUUUUGCUGACUGAUGCCCAGCCAGUCCCUGAGCAAUGAUAAGCAGGCCUGGGCAUCCCCCCACAAGUUUAUGUACUGAGCGUGAUGUCCCAUGGUAUGGAAUACCUCUUUGGCUAGUUCAGGUCAGCUGUCCUGGCUGUGUCCCCUCCCAAUUUCCCAGUGCCUGUGCCACUCCAGCCCUCUGGCAUUGCCUGAAAAACCAAGAAGUCUGACCAAACCGUUCCCACACCAAAUGCAAAACACGGUACUGCACUAGCCACCAAUAAGAAAAUGAACUCUGUCCCAGCCAAAACCAGGACAAGUGACAAAUUGAUUAUGUGGACCCCCUUCAAGAGGUUGAAGGAGGGUUUGUAUUAUUUGCUAUUGAUGGAACAGCAAGAUGGACAGAGGCAACAGCAGUGGGUGAGGCCGCUGCUAACACCGUGGUUUGGUGUGUAUAUGAAGUAUUGAGCGAAUGUCCUGCAGUCAUAAUUGAUUGAGAUAAAGGAAACCACUUACCAGAUGCAGCAGUCCAGAAGUUCCCGGGAUGAGUAGAGGUACGUCAGUUAACUCACAUUUCCUACCAUGCACAGUCCUUCGGAGUGAUGGAAAGAGCUAAUAGGUCCAUCAAGGAGAGACGGAAGCUGAUUGAUGAAGAAAGAAGACUAAGCUGGAGCAGUUCUGUCUGUGUGCUGGGCCAUGGGAACAAAGUGCUCACCAGGUACUGCUGCAGCCCUUAAGAGCUGGUCUGUGGCCCUGCCCCACAGACAGACAUCCUCUGUGGUGAUGCCAGUAAGCAGCUGUGUGCCUACGAUGCUGAUUUGAUCCUGGAGCAGGGAGCACAGGCCCAUGCCGCACUCCGGUGUCUCACAGCUGAGGACUGGCAUGCCAGUAUAAAGCAACAUGGAAAUCAACCCCUGGUGGGAAAUGUGGUCCUAUGCACAUCCCAGGAAAGAUGUCAAAGGAAUUUUAAUACAAGACCUGGAGAUGAUGGGGAUGACCUCAGCUGUUUGGUUUCCCAGUAAUAAGCGUUUGUUAAUAGUCCUUCCACAAUUAAGUGUCUUUACCUGUAAGAGAGCGAAGACUGGACAAAAAGAUGGAACUAAUAAAUUAGAUAUUCAGCUUGGGUCCCCACAUGGGUCAGCCACAGAAGUUGCAUGGGAUACAACUGGUACCUCUGCAACCAGUGUAACAAUAAGGGGAUGCAGUUGCAUCACCUGAUACGCUCAAAAUUGUUCAAAUGAUGCAGAUUUAGUUUUGGCCACUGAGCCUAUCCAAAACUAAAAUCACACCAUCUGCAAGUAUCUACAAACCCUGUAGGACAGUAUCAAUGUUAAUUCUGUAAGAUGGGGAAAGAAAUGGGGAAUUGAUGUGUGAGGCAUGAACUAUUCCAGAACGCAUCCAGAGUGUGACCUGUACGUAUGUGGGUUGUGCCUCUCCUAUGAUUGCAAAGUCUGCAACCUUGGAGGUACUAAAAAGCUAUCUGGAGACUAUCCUGGGCAGCUGGCUCUAGGUGACCCUGCUCGAGCAGGGGCUUGGACCAAACAGCUUGAAGAGGUCCCUUCUAACCUUGGCCAUUCUGCAAUUCAUUUUAUGAAAAUGGCAGCAAUUUUGGAUCAUAUACAAGGUAGAUGGAUAACAAACUUCAGAUUGUCGUUUGAUGCAACAGCAAUGAUAACUACCUGGGAUAACCAAAUAUGGCACAUGGUAAAAGCAACUGCCAAAUUAAAAAAAACAAACCAACAAACUAGAAGCGAUUAAAUUCAAUAAUAUCUCUAUUGUACUCAUGCUCAGUUGUUAGCUGUUAAAACAAUUUUUUCAGAUGGGUUAGCUCUGUUCUCAUGGUUAUUACAACGAGAUCCCUUAUUACAAGGGAAGUUUCACCAACCGCUGUUGCAAAUGGACAACUAAAAGAAAUGUACAUACUAGUUCUGCACUGUUGGUUGUGGACCACCGGAGAUAUUGUCACAUGUCAGUGGAGAAGUCAGUGUGGGAACGCUGGUGGUGUUUGGUAACAGUGCGGGCUGCGUAUGCGUCACCUCACCUGUAAUGGGAGAGCAGGAGGAUAACAUGACCUCUGUGGCUCCAGGAGAAGACCAAAGAUGUGGCACUACAUCUGUCAGUGGCGUACAUUCAUUUGCCUGUUCUCAAAACAGGGUUUUGUUCCAGAUCGAGGGACUAAGGACAUCUGUCUGGGAGCUGAGACGCCUCGCUGGGAUGAGGUGUUCAGCUGGCAUGACAGCAUACAGAAGGGAGCCGUGAAAUCGGAGAGCAGACAAGUUGCAAGCCUGAGGACCACCUUGGGCAAGUAAGGACCUGUCAGAACCAGAGACUGAAAUUGUGAACUCUACAUUGUUGGUAUGUGUCUGUGGGUUUGUUUCCAAAAGUACUGCUAUGCAGCACUUAAUGCAGUUAAUCCUGUACUUGUUACUGGUUUUAAUAGAAGUCAUGUUCUUUAUUUUUCUGUAUAUGCUUUGCUCGUUUCAAAAGGAAAGAAUGUGCUCAUGUGCCUAGCUGAACAUCUUGCAUGCGUUGCUAGCCUAACAGUUGUGGUGGCUUCCAGCUGGAAAGGGUUGAGCUUAUGAGCACCUGGAGUGGUCUGAACAUCCUUGGAGGAGGUCAGGCAGACCAGGGGGUGGCUUGUGAGCAAGAGGUCCCACUGGACCAUGCAGCCGCACAGAGCUGAGGCCCCAGCAGUGCUGGCAGAUGGGUGACAGAUGCCUCUGCUGAUGCUCUCCUGUAUGUGAACUGGCAGAUAAGGUCCUGCUGCCACUUAGCUUGCAUGGGAAUCAAGGCUAAGGUGGAAUAGUUGCGUAUUGCAGCAGGUAAACUAAACCUAAUGGGACAGCUAUGGGGGAGUCGUGGGGAGCCAGGCUGCCCGCAGUGGGUAUCCCUGCCAGUAACACAGUGUAAGGCUGCGAGUGCCAGUGUAAUGGCAUCAGAACUGUCACAGCUGGGUAUGGCUGUAGCAAAAUGGCUGUGGGGCCAAUGGAGACUAAUUCAUCAGGGGCAGGUUGUUUAUUUGGGAGGCGUUUGGUUACAGGAGAGGAGGUGGCAAAAACAGUGGGCCCUGAUGCUGAAGAGUGAAGGAUGAGGUAUGAAGUCUACUGAAGACCAGAUGGCUCCUGCUGAUGGUCGGAGUGUGGAUGCUGACGGCUGGUAGUAACACUGACCUGCAGACUCAAGCCCUGGGAGGCUGGAAGGUGUCGCCUGGGAUAACCCCUUGGACUUGUUCCAUCAGGUCUCUGGCUGUAUGUUAUGGCAUGGGGGAACAAACAUGCACCUCGGGACUUACAAAACUGUCAUUGUGGGUUGGCUGUGUGUGAGAUCCGUUAGAUCUUGGAUCAGAGAUCUAGUCUCUCUAAUCUAAUGAAUAAGAGUUUGUAACUUCAUAGCUGUGCCUUACAGAUUCCAUAAAUACGUAGCUUGAUCAGUGG